Messenger RNA from Loa loa (African eye worm), 854 nucleotides. RefSeq lists its product as hypothetical. The record is from RefSeq and is a predicted model, not a curated record. Gene Ontology annotation, cellular component: ribosome; cytosolic large ribosomal subunit. Gene Ontology annotation, molecular function: structural constituent of ribosome; RNA binding. The transcript is spliced from 6 exons. Bases 225 to 854 code for a protein of 209 amino acids. Gene Ontology annotation, biological process: translation. Lineage: Eukaryota; Metazoa; Nematoda; Chromadorea; Rhabditida; Onchocercidae.
CGCGUUUUCAGGGAAUGAACUGUGCCCCGUUGCGAACUGUUUCAUCUCAAAAGAGACGCGUUACGUUGUGGAGUGCGUCGCGGUCGUAGGAAGAUUUGGGUUGAUGGUAGUGCCGUUGUCAUGCCUCGAUUGAAUGUGCUCGAUCGGUGUGCUAAACUAUGGCUGUUACUUACGUGGCUGUUGUGAUAUUUUGUUUUCGUCGACUGGUAUAACAGCACGACAUCAUGAGUGGCCUGCGGCUUCAGAAAAGAUUGGCCUCUGAUGUACUGAAAUGUGGUAAGAAAAAGGUAUGGCUGGAUCCAAAUGAAAUUAAUGAAAUCUCCAACGCCAAUUCACGGCAGAAUAUCAGACGACUUGUCAAAGAUGGUUUGAUAAUUCGUAAGCCAAUCGCAGUACAUUCACGAUAUCGUGCUCGUAAAAAUCUGGAGGCUCGCAGAAAGGGUCGUCACAUGGGCCAUGGAAAGAGGCGUGGUACACAGAAUGCGCGUAUGCCGGAAAAGAUUUUGUGGAUCCGUCGAAUGCGUGUACUUCGUCAUCUUUUGAAACGCUACCGUGAGGCGAAGAAGAUUGACAAGCAUCUGUACCAUGAUCUUUAUCUUCGAGCCAAGGGUAAUGCAUUCAAAAAUAAGCGCAAUUUAAUGGAAUUCAUUUUCAAGAGAAAGACUGAAAAUACACGCUCCAAACAAUUGGCGGAACAAGCAGAAGCACGUCGUGCAAAGAACAAGGAGUCAAGGAAACGACGUGAACAACGUUUAGUAAUGAAGAGAGCGGAAGCUUUGCGCAAAAUCUCCGAGAAUGAGAAAGAGACAGUCACUAACAAGGAAAUAAAAGAGCCGAAAGCAGUAGAAAAGUAA